CGUAAGAACUUCAUUUCGCGUUGUUGCCUUUGGUUCCAGUAACAGGACGAUGGGCUGGAUCUAGCGUUUGUGCAAAGUAUCCUGAAGAAGAAUAAAUAUUGUAUAAAAAGUCAACAAGCGUCAGACGCAAAAAGCGAACGACAAUAGGGCGCUGUAGGUCGAGAAACUCUCGUUGAACACGAGGGCAAAUACUGAGGUCAUCAGUAGUGACUGAGCAUCCUCUCAACUCCGGACAAGCAUGGCUGAAGGCAGUGCUGUCAAGAUUAUGAACGGAGGCAGCGAUGACAGCCGCCUGUCUCCGUCCCUCAGUCCGGAGGCUGUGACUUUAGGGGGUGUCGUGCACAGCAUCCCUUCCACCAGUGGAACAUACAUAAUGCCCGGUCCGCCGCACCUGAAGGUCGAUUUGAGGCUUAAUGUGUCGUCCAAAGCCACAAACGGGCAGCAGCACUUCCGGUUUGGCGUGGUCGGAAACUGCCACCUCCUAGGCGACGGUGAACCGCAGAGGGCUCGCAUUGGAUACCAGACGAGCGCACAGACGUGGGUCGUGGAGAUAUGGGUCCCGGCCAACUUCGUGUUCGAGUAUCGGUGGGUAGAGUUCCAGCGCUCCACGUCCUUCAUAUUCGAUAUCGAGUCAAUCGAACCCCGGCGCGUGGAGGUGGGCCUGCGGGCGCUGGAGAUACGGAACAAGUUCAACAUACCCGGGGGAACGUUCAAAGAAGAUAUUGAUCACCCAGUUUAUUUCACAUCUUUCUGUGCACCAAAACGUUCUUUAAGAAUCUCUUCACUAAGCACCCGGCGGCCUUCAAGUCCGGAGCUUGCGCCCGCCGCCAGUAAAGCGUCGUCAAGGUCUUGCGAGAUUGUGUAUAGCCAUGCAGUUUUCUGUCAGAAGCGUGACCAAGUGUCAGACAAGAAAAUCAAAACGCCAAACGAUGCUGUCGAUGGCGAAAUUUGCGUGGAACGCGAAAACCAUACGUUCAUCCCUGCCUCUUUAAGUUCAUCAAACGACAAAACGUCAGACGACAGAAGGGACUCGUUUAACAUCGCAGCUACAGCGGGUCUGAAGGAAUCCGUGUCCACCGAUAGUGAGGUCAACAUUAGUCAAUCCGAAUCCUCUAAGCGAACAAGCAUGACUAAAGGAGGUGUCCACUUGCAAACCGCAACCAGUGACUUUAGUAACCCUUCUACGUCCUCCAGUGCGGAGACAGCACCUCUGAAGAGUUGCAUGCACAGCCUCCCUUCAGCCAGUAGAACAUACAUCCAAAGCGAUAGUCUUGUAGCUAGGUCAUGUGCCUCCACUAGCGCACAUUCGCCAUUACGACGACGGCACCUUGCGUCCGAGUCCGCUCCCGAUCUAGGAUCAUGUUUACCCCAUAGCAUCAUCCACCACAACAUGGAGGCAUUGGACGCACUAAGUCACGACCAUGAACUGACUCAGUGCCUCAGCUAUCUGUCCGCCGACGAAAUCUACAAUAUCUUGCACGAAAACGAUGUGCACUUCCGACGGGAGAAUCUGACGAAUGGGCUAAAGGAAUAUCUUAAUACGACACCAGUGCCACACAAAAGAAAGAGCGCCCUGCGCAAGAUGCUAACACCUCUCGCAUGGCUAGGUCUAGGGGCCGGCCUUUGCAGUUUAUUGCGGUACAUUCUGGUUAGUCGGUCAGCUUAAAUACCAUUCAAUUGAUUUUAUUUAGUAUGCUGGUCGACAAAGGCGUGACCAAGAUUGAAAGCCACUGGAUUGACAAUUAAAGACAGGUACUCGCCUUUAAAACUGUAAUUUCUGGAUAAGCAACGAUAUAUGAUUUUUUUCUGCUAAAGGUAUGUAUCUUACUAAGAGGAUCGGUGAGUUUGAUAAAUACAAUAAUAAAUUGUAUACAAAUAAACUUCAUCAAAUGAA
Molecule: messenger RNA, 1894 nt
Organism: Dreissena polymorpha
Lineage: Eukaryota; Metazoa; Mollusca; Bivalvia; Myida; Dreissenidae
Exons: 5
Coding region: 239-1666 (475 amino acids)
Molecular function (GO): carbohydrate binding
Source: RefSeq, a predicted model, not a curated record